AUGUCUGGGCAACCGUCGGCUGGCGGCUCUCUUGCAGACCGCAUCUCUAAACCUGAACUCUCAGCGCAAGCUGAUUCCUUCCAACCCAAGUCUGGGACCUCAUGGGCGGACGAGGUUGCAUCUCCCGCGACUGAACAGCCUCCUUCUACCGCAAAUAUGGGUGAAACAGUGGCCUCCGAAUCGGCUGUAGCAGGAUCGCAAGUCGACGGUGCCACGGAACCUUUUGGUGGAUCACAAUUACAAGAGCCUGCAUACGAGGUUAAUGUCAAGUUGGCAGACCUUCAGGCUGACCCAAACAAUCCUCUCUAUUCCGCGACUUCGUUCGAGCAACUUGGCUUGUCGGAGGAGAUCCUCAAAGGAGUCACGAGCAUGAACUUCCGGAAACCCUCAAAGGUCCAAGAGCGCACGUUGCCCCUGCUCCUCAUCAACCCACCGCAAAACCUCAUCGGUCAAUCCCAGUCUGGCACUGGAAAAACUGCAGCAUUUGUCCUCAACAUCCUGCACCGAAUCGACCUCAGCUCGGAACAGAUGCAGAAGACUCCUCAAGCACUCAUUUUGGCUCCCAGCAGAGAAUUGGCCCGUCAAAUUCAGGGUGUGGUUAAGGUCAUGGGAUCAUUUAUUCCAGGACUUAUUGUCGAAGCAGCUGUCCCUCAAGAUGCUGCUGCGCGAUCUCGAAAGAUUGAAGCUUCGGUCAUUGUCGGAACUCCCGGCACAACAAUGGACAUGAUCCGCAAGCGAUCCAUGGAUGUUAGACAAUUGAAAGUCCUCGUUUUGGACGAAGCUGACAACAUGCUUGACCAACAAGGUCUUGGUGACCAAUGUAUCCGUGUCAAAUCCAUGCUACCCAAGAACAUUCAGAUCAUUCUCUUCUCCGCGACUUUCCCUGACCAAGUCAUCAAGUAUGCACAGAACUUUGCUCCUGGCGCCAAUGAGAUGACUUUGCAACACCAAGACUUGACGGUCGAGGGCAUCAAGCAAAUCUAUCUCGACUGCGAUGGUGAUCAAGCCAAGUACGAUGUAUUAGUGAAGUUCUACGGCUUGUUGACCAUUGGAUCUUCAAUCAUCUUCGUCAAAACUCGAGAAACGGCACUCGCCAUCGAACAACGCAUGACUGCCGAAGGCCACAAGGUUGUAUCAUUGACCGGUGGCUACGAAGGUGCACAACGAGACGUCAUCAUCGACUCUUUCCGCACGGGACAUGCCAAAGUCCUGAUCACCACCAAUGUUCUUGCACGUGGAAUUGAUGUUCAGUCGGUGUCUAUGGUCAUCAACUACGAUGUUCCGGACAAAUUCAUCGGACGUGGUAAAUUCGCCGCGGACCCUCAGACGUACCUCCACCGCAUUGGACGAACUGGACGAUUUGGACGUGUUGGUGUCGCGGUGACUUUCAUCAGCAAUCGCGAGGACUGGGAGAAAUUGAUGGAGAUUCAGAAAUAUUUCAAUACUGAGAUGACGAAAGUUGCCACGGAUGACUGGGAUGAACUUGAAGAGACGGUAUCCAAGAUCAUCAAGAGUUCUCGAGCCGGAAGUAACUGGAAGGAUGGCGCUAAGGCAUGA
This is a messenger RNA of Exophiala spinifera, 1557 nucleotides long. RefSeq lists its product as uncharacterized. Gene Ontology annotation, biological process: poly(A)+ mRNA export from nucleus. The coding region runs from base 1 to 1557 and encodes 518 amino acids. Lineage: Eukaryota; Fungi; Ascomycota; Eurotiomycetes; Chaetothyriales; Herpotrichiellaceae. Gene Ontology annotation, cellular component: cytoplasmic stress granule; nucleus. Gene Ontology annotation, molecular function: RNA binding; ATP binding; RNA helicase activity. The transcript has 4 exons. The record is from RefSeq and is a predicted model, not a curated record.